CGCACACAUAUAUUCAGACAUGCGUGCAUACAUGUAUACAUACAAACAGAAGUCUGUUGGUAGAUAAAUACAAACAGAAGUCUAUGUAUAAUUUAUCUCUUCGUAUCUCCCUCACGCUAUCUUUACCUUCUCUUCUUGGGUGUGUGAAUAAACGUGUGCAUCUAUGUAAAUUCAGUGUGUAGUAUGUGUACGUACAUAUAAAUAUAUAUAGUUUAAGUACCCAUUAACGUAGAAGUCUUGCCUCUGAAUGUCACUCACUGUUACAACGACAGAUAAUGAUGGAUUACAACAACUGUAAAAGGUACACGAGGAUAGAACACAACAACAACAAUAUGUAUAUACAUAUCUGCAUAGAUUAAAAGAUAACUACGUGACACAUCAGGGGAACAUGUAAUGACAACAAGUCGAAUUUCUCGAAGACAAAACUAACUAUAUGUGUGAAGGUUUCAGAACUAAUUCACACGUAUAAUAUACCCCCAUCCCACGAAAAGAAAUUGAAAAAAAAAAAAAAGAUAGGCAAAGAAAAAGAAAAUAAACUCUACUGCAGAAUUGGCGCCGUUUGCUGAGAGAGAGCGAGAGAGACCCUUACAUGGCCCAAAUAGAUGUUCACCACAAAUACACACAGUACGUAAAACGUACACACACAUACACGUAUAUUCAUACAUAUACAUUAUACACAUGUACUUGCACACACUCUAUACAUUUUCAGUGCUAGCUGCUUGCUCGCUCGACCAUAGCUUCAUUGGCACUCCAUUAAAUUUCACUCUCUUUUCUAAGUCACUCGUUCUUGUUCAUAUCUCUCUUUCUUCUUCCCCUGUCCUUUUGAAAUCUCAGCUCUUCAAGUGUCUUUUCUUCAAUUCCUCAGUAACCUCUCACCACUCCUUUUCCACUCUCUAUUUCCUUCUCUCCUUCUCUCUCCUUCUCUUUCCCAUCGUUCUUUAAGAGAUCCUCCACUGCUGCUGUUCUAAAACAAACACACAUACAUACAAACACACCAGCGCACAUGCUACUAAUAGUUCUUACAUGAUCUGACCCCCGUCUCCAUUCAGUCAGGACAAUCUUAUAUCGGAAUCAAAUUAUAUAAUAUAUAUAUAUACAUUUCGCGAUCAUAGAUAUUAUCGUACAUUGUAAAUACAUAUACACAUAUAUAUUCACACACGUACAUCAUAUAUAUAUAUAUAUAUUCAUAUGUAAUGUGUGUGUGACUGUGAGUACCUACUUAGUGCUUUCGAAAGCUCUUGCUUCUGUACCAAAUCGAUUCAGUUUAAUGAUCUGCGCAAGUAUUUAUUUCAUUACAUAAUAAUCAUUCAAGAAAGGGGGAAAAAAACCCCUACAAGGAUGUAAUUUCACGAGAGGAUCUAAAUGAGCGGAAGAAAUAAAAUCAAGAUAUCAAGGAGUUAUUCCAUAAUAUAUUAAUAGUAUCACUGUUGCACUGUGGAAGUAAAAGAACGGAGAGAACCCUUGACAGAGACCAGUUUCUGUUAUCCCAAAAAAGACUCUUAUUUUAUAUCUGUAUCUAGUGUGUGUAUAUUAUAUGCUAUAAGCUGCAUCAACUCGUAUGCUGAACCAACAUAUUGAUUGAUAAGCGAACGUGUGUGUGUGUGUAUAUAUAUAUAUACAUACAUACAUAUAUAUAUAUAUAUAUAUUUAUAUAUCUAUAUAUAUAUAUAUGAUAUAAUAAAAUUUGAAAAUAUUUUAAGACAUUGGUUCCGUGGACGUUUCCAGAAUGGUUGUGUCAUGGAAUUUACCACUUGGUGCUUCUGUGAAACGAAAACCUAUCUCUUACACAGAAUAUUUACAAUUUGGUCAUUAUUCUUCCUACCAGAAGAAAACGAUUAAUUACUUCACUAAUUAAUUAACACUAAUCACACACACACACAGAAUAGAUACGUAAGUAUGUAUGUAUGUAUAAAAUAGUAUGGUCUCUGGUGUUUCAGCAACACCUUGUAUAUGCAAUGGAACUUACUGCUUUAUAACGAAACAUCUGCUGAUAUUUCGGUCUGCUACGGCAACUUGAUGCUGGGAACAUCGAAUGUAUUCUUAAAGCCUUUAUCGGAAGGAAAAUUAUGAUUACAGUUAAAAUUAAUGAUGAUUAUUCUACCUUGUUGCUGUUAAAGAAUUUGAAAAUAUAUUUAAUUUUGUUGAUUGUUUUGUGAAAAUUUUCAACAUUAUGAUAUUACUGACAGGUUUUUUGGAAAUGCCUAAGUUUACUGCAAGAAAAAUAACACAAGAGUCUUGUAUUGCUGCUACUGCUUCUUAUAGUACACUACCAUCUAGGUUAGAGCUCAAAUUACGGACAAGACACUCGCCGAAAACAACGAAAACUGCUCAGCAAUGGAAAGUCUUAACUUGAAGUCAUUUUUCACGAAAUUAUUGUCUUCCAACCAUGGAAGUACGGGACAUUGCAAAACGAACCGGAAAUCAAGUAAGAGAGGACCGGGACCCGGCUGUGCUACGUUACCAUGUCAUAACAUAAGUUCUCCGAAAUAUUCGAAUGGUACCCUUCCGAAGGCUGACCAAUCCCCGGGUGGUCAGCGACAUGGCACUUGUACCUUACCGUCAUCGUAUUCUUUGGGGAAUGACCCCACGGGUGGUUGUGGACGGGGUGGCGGCACGCACUGCAGCGAUGCGCACCGGACAACACCUCCGACGAAACCCCCGAGGAAGGACCAGAUAUUCAGGGUAGAUCUACUCUGCCAUCCUGGAGAAGAUAUCGGACUGAGUUUGGAUACAGUACCAGCAGACACUAUAGAUUCAUGGAAAUCUACUCUAAAACCUGUGAGGUCGUCGUCGCCCGGAGGAGCUUCGAAUUCGGGUACUUGUGCAGUUUCGUCUGCCGGCAACUACGACAACUUCUCUGUAAAUGCCACCGGCUCGACCAGAGAAGGAAUAAAGCAAUUUUUAGGACAAGGUAGCACAAUUGUAAAAGUGAUUGAUGUCAGAGACGGGAGUAUUGCCUUCAAAAACGGUAAAAUUAAAGUUAACGACGAGGUCAUUGAUAUAAAUGGCAAGUCAGUGAUAAAAGAAACGGCGAACGGCGCCAGGCAAGUUCUGGCUAUGGCUGUGCAAUGUGGGAAAGUAACCUUUACCAUUCGACGGCGGCGACGGCGAGCUGCUCCACCACCUGUUCCCCCUGAAAGACAAUCCUCGAUGCCAGAAUCAGUCUCACAGUAUAGUGUCAAGGGACAGUCGCACUACUCGUCAACUUCAGCCACUAGUCUUCCGCAUGACGAGUCUCCCGGCUGCUACGACAAUGGUGCCUACGAUGACUCGGGUAUGUUCAUGGGUGAGGCUGGCUCCUGUGAUGACGUCUUCACGGAGUCAAUGACAAGUAGCCAAGUGUCUUCAGCGUCAAAAUUCCCAAGUCUUUCCAGCAGUACCCUGCAAGGGACAACAUACUCACCGAACACGUUGCGCCACAAGCGCAGUGGCCUGCUACUGUCUUACAACGAGGAUCCUUACUCAGUCGACAAAAUUAGAACGCAGAGCACAUCGGCCGUGGAGGAUGAGGUGAACUGGAACUCUUCACCUACCCCGACCACCAUCACGUCGGCGACUCUGCGUUCGGGCCGCGGCACGCCUUCUAGUUGCCUGUCGCAGUCCCUCGACAAUCUCGGCGAAAAUGCUUACAUCUCUAACCUACGUAGCAUGUCUAGUAGGGAGAACAUCUACAUGCACACAUACGAUAAGGGGAACAAUACUGACCGUAAAGUAAAUCUUAGGAAACGAGAGUUUGACUGUGCACUCUCCCCUGGGAACAAUAUGUAUUUACCACGGAGUGUGAUGUCUUCACCCACAGUUCAAGGAAAAGAUACUGAUAGAAAUAUGAGAAGACUUAUUACGAAACUCCAUCUAUUGAAAGAUGAAAAUGGUUUAGGGAUCCAUAUUGCUGGUGGGAAAGGCUCAAAGAAAGGUGAUAUUGGAAUCUUUGUAGCUGGAAUUACAGAAGGAGGCUCAGCCCACAAAGAUGGCCGGCUAAAACGUGGGGAUGAGCUUCUCAUGAUCAAUGGAUCCAGCCUUAUUGGCCUUACUCACCAGGAAGCAGUAAACGUUUUACGUAAUACUUCCCAGGUGGUGCAGCUUGUCGUUGCAUCAAAGCUUCGUAAGUCUGCUUCAAUAGCAUCAACGGCAUCUUCCGCAAUCUCUUAUAUGUCUUAUGAUGGGCAUGAUGGCUCUUAUUCAUCGGCAGCACAGUUACCCGAGGUGGUGGCCCAGACUCCGUCUGGUAGCAUCAUGAAGUGGGAAGAGAUAUUUGAGAAAUUCAACAAAAUCGGAUUGGACACUUAUUACUCAGGUCACACGAUGAAAUUUGGUCCUCCCCAAACAAUUGUAGUCAAUAAGGGAGCUUGUGGAAAAGGUCUGCGUUUCAGUAUUGUCGGAGGGAAAGAUACGCCUCGGGGAAAAAUGGGUAUCUACGUUCGGCGUAUAUUGCCUGAUGGUUUGAUAGCAGAAGAUGGGAGACUACGGGAAGGUGAUGAAAUUCUUGAAUUGAAUGGAGAAUCCUUGAAAGGUCUUUCACAUCACGAUGCUAUUGCGAAAUUUCGGCAACUUGGAAAAGGCCCAGUUAGCAUAACUUUUCGAUGUAGAAUUUUUACUCCGUCCAGCAGCUCUGGGGGUAAAACUCCUACAGGUUCGCCAUAUGAGUCGCCAGAAGGUAGCCCUGUAUCUACGCCAAGGCACACGCCUCAAAACAGCGUCACUGAUCUGGCGUCCAAUGGCCAGUCAUCACCUAUCACUACCCCACUGUCUGCUGGCUGUCGCACCACCUGUUACUCGGGGACAGCGAGUGUUGACCGGAAACACUUGUUGCAGCCCCGUUGCAGUUUACCUCCUGCGUCGUCGUCCUCUACUUCAUCGACGUCAUCUCUGCGAGGGAUACCCAUUGGGGCCCCUCAUCAGCGAAUCAUCGAUGAGUCACAGUUCAAUAACAGUCCUCUUGGCACACCACAUUUUCCCCUUUCAAAUAUAUUAGAGGUGGUUCUCAAAAAACAACCUGACAAAAGUUUAGGAAUUAUUAUAGUACGUAGCUCAAUAAAUGGUACCGAUUGGUUCCUUGUUAGUGAUGUUGCUAAAGGAACUCCAGCUUACAAUGACGGACGACUACGCAAGGGGGAUAUCCUACUGGAAAUUAAUAAUAAAAGCACAGCUGGUUUAAAUUUACUUGAUGUUCAUCAGUUAUUACAAAAAGAUCGUUCAGGAAAUGUAUCUAUUGUUGUACAGAGAAAGCCAAAUUAUGUGGCACCGACUGGAGAGAUCCAUUCGUCAAAUGAGCCGGCACUAGUGUCCGGGUCUUCUACUGUAAAGGCUCACAGAGAAUCGACACCGCACCGCCAGUUACGGCAAUCAACUUCAGCCAGUGCCCUUCAAGAGAAAACACGUACCAAAGUUGGAACUUUUUUUUGAAAUUUGACAAUCAUAGUGCAAAACUGGAAAACAAAAUAAAAUAUAUAAAUAAUAAACAGGGUCUCCAUGGGAAGGGGGAGUAACCAAAAAGAAAAUAAAGGGAUGAAAAAUUUA
Messenger RNA from Octopus sinensis (East Asian common octopus), 5517 nucleotides. RefSeq names its product tyrosine-protein phosphatase non-receptor type 13. The coding region runs from base 2335 to 5403 and encodes 1022 amino acids. Gene Ontology annotation, molecular function: protein binding. The record is from RefSeq and is a predicted model, not a curated record. Lineage: Eukaryota; Metazoa; Mollusca; Cephalopoda; Octopoda; Octopodidae. The transcript is spliced from 12 exons.